GAGCCCCCCGCUGCGCCUGCUGCCCCUCGGCCGGCCGUGAAAUGCUCCAGGAGAAAAGCCUGUCUGAAACCGAGGAAGGGUUUCCAACAGCCCCCGCGCCCGGCCAUGCGGACACCUCCGCCGGCUCCCCCGUCCUCGGCGUAGCCGGGGGGAGCAGCACGCCGCUCAGCAGCCCGCAGCUCCCCGACCCCGAGCAGACAAUAGAAAAUAUUAAAGUCUAUCUCCAUGAGAAGGAGCUAUGGAAGAAAUUUCAUGAAGCUGGUACGGAAAUGAUAAUAACCAAAGCAGGCAGGAGGAUGUUUCCCAGUUACAAGGUCAAAGUGACUGGCAUGAACCCCAAGACCAAGUACAUUCUGUUGAUCGACAUCGUCCCGGCCGACGACCACCGGUACAAAUUCUGUGACAACAAAUGGAUGGUGGCUGGGAAGGCCGAGCCAGCCAUGCCAGGCCGGCUGUACGUGCACCCCGACUCCCCGGCCACAGGAGCCCACUGGAUGAGGCAGCUGGUGUCCUUCCAGAAGCUCAAACUCACCAACAACCACCUGGAUCCCUUUGGACAUAUCAUCCUCAACUCCAUGCACAAGUACCAGCCCCGGCUGCACAUCGUCAAGGCGGACGAGAACAACGCCUUCGGCUCCAAGAACACGGCUUUCUGCACCCACGUCUUCCCUGAGACCUCCUUCAUUUCUGUCACCUCCUACCAGAACCACAAGAUAACCCAGCUGAAAAUUGAAAACAACCCCUUUGCCAAGGGCUUCCGGGGCAGCGACGACAGCGACCUGCGCGUGGCUCGGCUCCAGAGCAAAGAAUAUCCAGUAAUUUCCAAAAGCAUCAUGAGGCAGAGGUUGGUGUCCAGUCAUGGCCAGCUGUCAGCAAAGCCAGAUGUUAACCCACUCCAUGGGAAUCACCAGACCCUUCAGCAUUAUCAGUAUGAGAAUGGUGCUCACAUGCAGUUUGCAGCUUCAGAUACUCAAGAUCUGCCACUCAACACCUUCACAGCACAGAGAGAUUCAGGGCUCUUCUACCAUUGUCUAAAAAGAAGAGAAAGCGCUCGGCACCUGGACCUGCCCUGCAAGCGCUCCUACCUGGACGCCUCGUCCUCGGUGGGGGACGAUCACUAUUUCCGCUCGCCGCCGCCCUACGAGCAGCCGAUGCUGAGCCCGUCCUACUGCGGCGAGGUGGCCCCGCGGGAGGCCUGCAUGUACUCUGCCUCCGGCGCCGACAUCGCCGCCGUCCCGGCCGUGGACGAGCUGCCGCCGCCGCCGCCGCCGCCGCUCAGCUGCAACAUGUGGACUUCAGUCGCACCUUACACCGGCUACAGCGUGCAGCCCAUGGACACCGUGCCCUACCAGCCCUUCCCCGCUCACUUCCCCGCCGCCCCCAUGAUGCCGCGGCUCCCGGCCAUGGCGGGGCAGGGCUCGCAGGCCGCGGGCGGCGGCCCCUUCAGCGUCUACAACCAGCUGGGCGCGGCCGCGGGCCGGGAGCGCGGCGCCGCCGCCCCCCCCGCCGCCUUCCCCCGCGAGCGGGGCCACCCGGCCGUGGGCGAGAGGAAAGCGCCCUCCCCGCACCUGAACGCGGCCAACGAGUUCCUGUACUCGCAGGGCUUCUCGCUGUCCCGGGAGUCGUCGCUGCAGUAUCAUUCAGGGAUGGAGAACUGGACUGACGGGUGACCCCGCGCCGCAGCCGCGCUCCUGCUCCAGCACAGCGCGCUCAGUGUCGAUACCUGUGGGGAACUUGCACUUCGGUGAGACACGUGUGCAUUUCCAGAGGGAUUCGUGUGGGUGAAGAGCUCGUAUCUUCAGGCACACAGAGAAUUCCACCUCCUGGCUCAGUGGGCUGGAUUCAUCAGGCUCUUAGUGACUCCCAAAUCAAUUCAUCCCCGUGUCUUCGUCCACUAGAAACCAUCUUCAUGACUAACGAGUGACGUAGCUAGUCAUGUUCUUUUGCUUGUAACGCUAAACAUCCGUGAGCGAAUUUUGGCUAUUUGGGAAAAAAUACGAGCUUCGCUUUUACGGUCCUUGGCCUGGUGAAGCCGCAAGCUCCCAAAGCUCCCGAAGGAAAAGGCCAUUCGAGGGCUGCCGGCUGCCGUGGCAGCGCUUCUCCAUCGCCGCGGGUCCGCGGGGAUUCCCGGUUCCGCGGGGCGCGGGGGAGCCGCGGGGGCGCGCAGGGGAGGCAGCGAUGCACAAACGUCUCUCCUGGCCCCCACACCAACACCGGCCCUGGCUGUGGGAAGCGAAGAAGUGAAGAGUUAAGUCCGAGGCCAAACAGCGAAUUAAUUGCAGCGUUAGGAGCAGACCCAGUGUCUUCAGACUGCCGUCCCUUGAUUGAAUCACAUUUGCUUAUUGCAAUAUAUUUAUGAAGUUUAAGCUUAAAAGUCGCUGAUACUUCCCAGAACCAAUUUCUGUAUUUGCCGGUCCUUGAUUUCUUUCGUAUUCAGCUGAAACGUGCCUUUUGUGCUAUGUUCUUUUCUUUUGCAGCUAACUCAGACAGAAUUGUUUUCAGCCUAAAGGAGGCCUAGAGGAAUAUUUUAGGAAUAUUUUCCUGGUGGUGGGGUGGGGAGCGAAGAGCUCCCAUGACCCGUCAGGCUUUACAGUGUACAAAUGUUUGUAGAACAGGUAAAAUCUGUAACCAGUGUAUUCAUUGCUCCUUUUGUUGCUGUGGAAGUGCCCAGGGCCGAUUCCUCUGCCCUCUGCAGUGUCCCUGUGAGUUGCCGUGGGGGGAUCGGAUCAGGGUGGAUUUGGUGAUCCUGGGGGUCUUUUCCAGCCUCAGUGGUUCUGGGAGGAUGCUGACACUCCUGGCGAGGCACAGGAAUUCCUUCUGGGCCAAAACUCCCUCUGCCCUCACCCAGAGAGCUGCUGUCCCCUGCAGUGUCCAUCCUGCUGAGCCGCCACCAAGGGAGGUGACACCGUGGGGACGCUGGAGUUCGGUUCCACUGAAGAGCACAAUAUUCAAGCUUUAGUCAUGGCACAGUGGGGGCUUUUAUUUCCUCCCAUUGCUUCCCAAACGGGCAAAGGCAAAAAGCUGAAAUGCAGGUUUGGCAGUGGGGAGGAGCUUCUGUGUUUUGGUGAGUCCAUCCCGAGGAGGAUUGGCUGUGACACAGCCCCGAGGUCACAUUCUAACCAGGACAGUCCCCUGCACCCACUCAGCAGAAUUCGUGUGUGACUGGUGAGGAUUUUGUAACCAGAUUUUGGAAAUCACUACAAUUUUUGCAUGCUGAAUAGCUAUUU
Ficedula albicollis (Collared flycatcher) is the source of this 3227-nucleotide messenger RNA. It is a transcript of the gene TBX4, whose product is annotated as T-box 4. Gene Ontology annotation, biological process: cell fate specification; regulation of transcription by RNA polymerase II; angiogenesis. NCBI's taxonomy places the organism in Eukaryota, Metazoa, Chordata, Aves, Passeriformes, Muscicapidae. Gene Ontology annotation, cellular component: nucleus. The record is from RefSeq and is a predicted model, not a curated record. Gene Ontology annotation, molecular function: RNA polymerase II cis-regulatory region sequence-specific DNA binding; DNA-binding transcription factor activity, RNA polymerase II-specific.